Molecule: messenger RNA, 4054 nt
Organism: Danio rerio (zebrafish)
Lineage: Eukaryota; Metazoa; Chordata; Actinopteri; Cypriniformes; Danionidae
Gene: pi4kab
Product: phosphatidylinositol 4-kinase, catalytic, alpha b
Biological process (GO): phosphatidylinositol phosphate biosynthetic process
Cellular component (GO): plasma membrane; cytoplasm
Molecular function (GO): kinase activity; transferase activity; 1-phosphatidylinositol 4-kinase activity
Source: RefSeq, marked validated
CACGGGCGUCUGCGGGAAUAACUGUGUGUGUGAGAAAGUGUGCGUGUGUGAGUUUGUCCGUGGAUCAUCAUGGCCACGCGUGAUUUCUAUUUCAACACUGUGCUUUCACUCGCGCGUUCACUGGCAGCACACCGACCAGCGCCCGUCGAGAAGGUGCAGAAGCUGCUGUGUAUGUGUCCCUGUGACAGUCGUGGUGUGUUUGUUCUGGAUGUGCGGCGCAGAGAUGCGGUCAUCGCUCUGGCUGUGUUUCUGGUCGAGUCUGAUUUACAGCACAAAGAUACCGUGGUAAAUUACCUGCUGAGUCUGCUGAAGGGAUUACCCAGAGUGCAAUGGGUGGAGGAGAAUGCUGGGAGAAAGUGUAAAGAGUCUCUCCCGAUGGCGGAGAACUUCAGCUUCUGUCUGGUGACGCUGCUGUCUGACGUGGCUCAGAAAGACCCAGAGUCUCGCACACAGAUUCUGGAAGCCAUCAUGGAUGUAAUGCAGUCUCUGCUGGAGAUCUGCCAGACGCCUGAGAAUCAUGAUAAAGUUCAUCUGUGCCGGUUCGUGGUUCCGUGUCUGCUGGGUGUGGCCCGGGCGUUCGGCCGCUAUAGUAAUGCAGACGAGCCCCUCCUCUGUCAGCUGUUUCCCCGUGGAGCUCCGCCCCCUGCCACACCUGUCCGUGGAUCAGUGGAAACCGAAGGCAUCCGCAGAAGAUCCUUCAAUGACUUCCGCUCCAUUCUGCCUAGUUCACUGCUGACUGUCUGCCAGAGCGACACGCUGAGACGCAAGAGCACCGCCACUAACCUCGACGCACAGGCAAGUCCGGACCGCGGUGGACCUUCACCCUGUUCUCCAACAGCUCCAGGACCGCAGUAUUUCGAAGGUUCGUAUCUGAGCGAGGGCAGUGCCGUGAAUCCUGAUUAUUACUUCACCACGGUCAGCUCCAGUUUCUCCAUGUCUCCUCUGUUCAGCGGAGCCAGCGGACCAGAAAUAAACGUCCCGCUGGAGCUGCUGAGACGCCUCUUACAGAUGGUGAAGCAGUUUGUGUCAGAUUCAUUCCUCAAGUCUCUGGAUGCUGUAGUGACUGAGGUUACUGAGGCGAAUGCAGGCGUGGAUCUGUUCUACAAAGGCUUCAGCGACCCGCUGUACGUCAGCAUGUUCAAGAUGCUCAGAGACACGCUUUAUUACAUGAAAGACGUGCAUGCGGGUUUCGUGAAGGAGGUGCAUGACUUUGUGCUGGAGCAGUUCAGCAGCAGUCAGUCGGAGCUCCAGCGGGUCCUGCAUGAGGAGCGUCUGCCAGGUGAAGCCAGUCCUCUGAAGCUCCGCUGCCAUGCAAAUGCAGCCUGUGUGGACCUGAUGGUGUGGGCCGUCAAAGAUGAGCAAGGAGCGGAGAAUUUGUGCACUAAACUCUCGGAGAAACUUCAGUCUAAAACAUCCAGUAAAGUGAUCAUCGCCCACAUGCCUCUGCUCAUCUGCUGCUUACAGGGUCUGGGUCGUCUGUGUGAGCGUUUCCCCGUCAUCGCUCACUCGGCUAGUUUGUCUCUGAAGGAUUUUCUGGUGGUUCCGUCAGCGGUGCUCAUUAAACUCUACAAGUACCACAGUCAGUGCAGCUCAGGAGCCGGUGGGAUCAAAAUCAACGUGACCAAUGAACACUCUCAGUCCUCACUCAACCUCCUGUCCAGUAGGAAAGACCAGCCGUCCAUGUAUGAGCAGCUCCGAGACAUUUCCAUCGACAACAUCUGCAGAUGUCUGAAAGCUGGUCUCACUAUGGAUCCUGUUAUCGUGGAGGCGUUCUUAGCCAGCCUGUCAAAUCGGCUCUACAUCUCACAGGAGAACGACAAAGAGGCCCAUCUGAUCCCCGAUCACACCAUCCGCGCUCUGGGACACAUCGCUGUGGCCAUGCGGGACAGUCCUAAAGUGAUGGAGCCCAUCCUGCAGAUCCUGCAGCAGAAGUUCUGCCAGCCGCCCUCCCCGCUAGACGUGCUGAUUAUAGACCAGCUGGGCUGCAUGAUUAUCACAGGCAAUCAAUACAUCUAUCAGGAGGUGUGGAACCUGUUCCAGCAGAUCAGUGUUAAAGCCAGUAAUGUGGUUUAUUCUGCUACUAAAGACUACAAAGACCACGGCUACAGGCAUUGCUCUCUGGCUGUGAUAAACGCGCUGGCCAAUAUCGCAGCUAACCUGCAGGGGGAGCCGCUGGUGGACGAGCUGCUGGUCAACCUGCUGGAGCUGUUCGUUCAGCUGGGUCUGGAGGGGAAAAGAGCCUGUGAACGCGCCAGUGACAAAGGACCAGCCCUCAAGGCGUCUAGCAGUGCUGGUAAUCUGGGUGUCCUCAUCCCUGUUAUUGCUGUGUUGACCCGCCGAUUGCCCCCCAUCAAAGAAGCCAAACCUCGCCUGCAGAAGCUCUUCAGGGAUUUCUGGCUGUAUUCUGUGGUCAUGGGCUUUGCUGUGGAAGGUUCUGGUCUGUGGCCUGAGGAAUGGUACGAGGGUGUGUGUGAAAUCGCCACUAAAUCUCCUCUGCUGACGUUCCCCAGUGGAGAACCGCUGCGCUCAGAGCUCCAGUAUAACUCUGCGCUGAAGAACGACACCGUCACUCCGGCGGAGUUGAGUGACUUGCGCAGCACCAUCAUCAAUCUGCUGGACCCGUCACCUGAAGCUGCCGCUCUCAUCAAUAAACUGGACUUCGCCAUGUGCACAUACCUGCUGUCUGUGUACCGGCUGGAGUACAUGAGGAUGUUGCACUCCAAUGAUGCCGACCGCUUCCAGGUCAUGUUCAGAUACUUUGAGGACAAAGCCAUCCAGAAAGACAAAUCAGGCAUGAUGCAGUGUGUGAUCUGCGUUGGUGAUAAAGUCUUUGAGGUUUUCCUGCAGAUGAUGGCUGAGAAACCCAAGACUAAAGAGCAUGAGGAGGAGCUUGAACGCCACGCUCAGUUCCUAUUGGUCAACUUUAACCACACCCACAAGAGGAUCCGCAGGGUGGCAGAUAAAUACCUGUCAGGACUCGCAGAAACGUUUCCUCAUCUGUUGUGGAGCGGAAGAGUUUUGAAGACGAUGCUGGAUAUCCUGCAGACUCUUUCUCUUUCUCUGAGUGCUGACAUCCACAAAGAUCAGCCGUACUAUGACAUUCCGGAUACCCCAUACAGAAUCACCGUCCCGGACACACACGAGGCGCGGGAGAGCAUCGUGAAGGAUUUUGCCGCUCGCUGUGGAGAGAUCCUGAAGGAGGCCAUGAAGUGGGCAGCGUCUGUCACCAAAUCUCAUCUGCAGGAGUAUCUGAAUAAGCAUCAGAACUGGUUGUCGGGUUUGUCUCAGCACACUGGUCUGGCAAUGGCGACCGAAAGCAUCCUCAAUUUCGCAGGAUACAACCGACAGAGCACAACACUGGGGAUGAUGGUUAGUGAGAGAGUAACUGAGGUGUUUGUGCAGAUGAAGGUAAGCUGCUCUUCACUAAUCAGCAGACACACUGUAGGAGAACUGAUCAUGUAUUACCCCUGAUCAUCCAAAUCAGCACACUGGUCAAAUCCUCUAAAUUCAACACUCUGAAGAUUCCACGUGUUUUCAACAGUUAUAAACUGCACCAAUCCAUCCACAGUUGAAGUCAGAAUUAUAAGCCCCCCUGAAAUAUUAGACAGCUGGUUUAUUUUUUACCCAAUUUCUGUUGAACGGAGAGCAGAUUUCAACACAUUUCUAAUCAUAAUAGUUUUCAUAACUCAACUCUAAUAACUGAUUUAUUUUAUCUUUGUCAUGAUGACAGUAAAUAAUAUUAGACUAGAUAUUUUUCAAGAUACUAAUAUUCAGCUUAAAGUGACAUUUAAAGGCUUAAGUAGGUUAAUUAGGUUAACUAGGCAGGUUAGGGUAAUUAGGCAAGUUAUUGUAUAGUCAUGGCUUGUUCUGUAGACUAUCGACAAACAAAUAGCUAAUAAUUUUGUCCUUAAAAUGGUGUUAAAAAAAUUAAAAACUGCUUUUAUUCUAGCCGAAAUAAAACAAAUAAGACUUUCUCCAGAAGAAAAAAUAUUAUCAGACAUACUGUGAAAAUUUCCUGAAUCUGUUAAACAUCAUUUGGGAAAUAUUUAAAAAA